Molecule: messenger RNA, 1161 nt
Organism: Vanessa tameamea
Lineage: Eukaryota; Metazoa; Arthropoda; Insecta; Lepidoptera; Nymphalidae
Product: EP300-interacting inhibitor of differentiation 3-like
Exons: 7
Coding region: 261-1136 (291 amino acids)
Biological process (GO): DNA repair
Cellular component (GO): nucleus; Smc5-Smc6 complex
Source: RefSeq, a predicted model, not a curated record
GUAGAAUUUUGAAAUGUGACUAUCACUAAAUAUCUGUAAUAAUAUUUAAUGUAUUAAAAAUAUAUUAUGUGAUAUUAUUGAAGUGGAAUUAUAACUAAGUUUAUAUCUCGAGAGGCUCGAUAUCACGAAUCAUUCAUGUAUCAACAAAUAUUGGGACAUAUCCGCGUAAUAGUGAACCGCUUUAUGAACAAUUGAUUUUGUUUGAUUAAAAAAACACUGGAAAAUACUUUAAAAGGGAUCAAUUGUGUUAUUUUGUAAACAUGGCUUCGAUUCGUGCGUCUACAUCUACCCAAAGAGAUUCUCAGUCUUCUAGUUUUACAUAUGAGAGCCGCGACAGAGUUAUGCUCAUGAAAAACCUAAUCAAUGAAACGAAUAACAUUGAAAAUAAAACUUCAAAUCCUAUGGAGAUGUUGGAAAUGACCAAAGAGAUAGUAAGGGAAGCAAAUAUAUUGUUUUCGAACGGCAGCAUAGAGGAGAGAGUUCUUCAUCCCGCGGAGAAUUUCUUGGAUUCACAACUGCUGAGAGCCUCUAGUGACGUGAUCGUGCGUUGCUCGCAAGCCAUUAGCAGCAACGUGAACAAGUACGACAAAUUCGAACUGGCUGACCACAUCAGACGCAACGAGGACUUCUGGGAGUUUUCGUUUCCCCUGGAGGCGCCCGCCGUCGCGUUCCUGUACGGGACGUUCGCGCCCACGCCGCUGCCGCCGCGAGCGCCGCGGGCCGGCGCGCGCCGCGCCGCGCAGCGCCCGCCGCCCGCCGCGCGCGCGCCCAAGAAGCCCGCCAACGUAGCCACGCAAGAGGAGAGCACCGAAGUGGCAGAGAUACUCCACCGCUCCUUGAAGAAGAUUUGCAAGGACGGUCCCUGUAGCUACUUCCACGUGGUCCUGGACCCGACCAGCUUCAGUCGCUCCGUGGAGAACAUCUACCACUUAUCGUUUCUCGCGCGAGACGGAAGAGUCUCUGUCUAUUUGGAUGAGGCGUCGGGCGUGCCCUAUAUAGACAUGGUGUCUCAUCACAAACGACGACGUGCCGAGAAUUCGUCGGAGAAACAGUUCAUCGUAUCCUUAGACAUGGAGCGGUGGAGGGAUUUAGUAGAAGCGUUCAACAUUAAUGAACCUAUGUUCCGGAAGUUUUGAUAUUGAUAUAAUACAUCUAUAAAAA